Molecule: messenger RNA, 1730 nt
Organism: Brassica napus (rape)
Lineage: Eukaryota; Viridiplantae; Streptophyta; Magnoliopsida; Brassicales; Brassicaceae
Exons: 2
Coding region: 430-1680 (416 amino acids)
Source: RefSeq, a predicted model, not a curated record
UCUUUUCUUGUUAUUUGCUUAUGAUCAAAAACCUUUUACUUGUUGCAUAAUAUUAGAAUAUUUAAUGUAUAAGCUAAGUUGCUGUAUAUAUACACUAAUCAACGUGCUCGAUAUUAUUACAAUCAUUCACCACAGUGAUUAGAAUAAAAUUACCAACUCACAAACACUCUUUGUAUCCUUCGCCAUGGGUUAACCUUUGUGAUGGUUGCGGUUGGACAGGUGGUUAUCGCAAAGACGGUUAUCGUUGCUAUGAGUGUAGAUGUUUUUUUCACAAAGAAUGUGCAGAGGCAUCCUCAGAUAUCCACCAACCAUCUCAUCCUGAACACCCUCUCUCUCUGAUGUUGGAAUGGCCCGAAGUGAAACGCUGCUCAUGAACAUCAACUCAGCCUUACACCAAGGAAAAUAUCUUUUGACUGUGAUGCUUGUGGGAUGGCGGGUGAUCGGAGUCCUUAUUCAUGCCAACAAUGUUAUUUCAUGAUUCAUCAAAGCUGUAUUGACUUACCGGAGAUCAUCAACGUCAACCGUCACGAGCAUCGUCUUUCUAGACGUCUUCAUCUAAGUCUUGGGAGUUGGGUAUGCAGAUUUUGUCACAAAAACGUUGACUGGUCUUAUGGGGCAUAUUCUUGCUCGAUUUGUCCUAAUUAUGUCAUUCAUUCUAAAUGUGCAAUACGAUCUGAUGUAUGGGACAAGUUAGAGCUGAAAGGGAUACCAGAAGAACCUGGAGAUAUCGAACCAUUUAAGGUAAUAGAUGAAAACUUGAUAUGUCAUUUUAGUCACAAGGAACAUUAUUUACAAUUCAACGAGGAAGGUAUCAUAUCCGGUGGAAGCAUUCGUUGUGAAGCAUGUGUCUUACCUAUAUAUUCUCAAGCAUUCUAUAGCUGCGUGCAAUGCAAUUUCAUUCUCCAUAAAACACGCGCUAAUCUUUCUAGAAAGAAACGACAUUUUUUUCACAACAAACCAUUAACUUUAAUAUGUGGUGACAAGAUAGAGCAUUGUGAAAUGUGUGAAACAUAUUCUCAAGGUUUCAAGUAUACCGACUUUAAGUACUGCAGCAUUGAUGUUAAGUGUGCCAUGCUUUCUGAAUCUAUCAUCCAUGAAAGUCAUCCAUGCACCUUGUACUACAUUACCAACACGUAUAUAAAAUGCGCUUCUUGCAAUGAAGGGGGCUGUCGAUCGUUUAGUUGCGAUGACUGCAGCUUUGGACUACAUGAAAGAUGUGCUGUUUUGCCAAAAACAAUACAACACUGGUAUGAUGAACAUCUUAUAUUUUUAUGUUACAACAAAAACAAGAGAGGAGGAGAAUAUUGGUGUGAUAUAUGCGAGGAACAAAUAGAUACCAUGAUCUGGUUCUACACAUGUGAUAGUUGCUGUGUCACGUUCCAUACUGAAUGUGUUCUCGGCGACUUUUCACGUUUUAUGCCGGGACGGAUAGUCACACAUAGAAAUUGGAGGAUCAAAGCGAUGCAAACCAGUCCGGGUUUCUUACCACGUUGUUACAUUUGUCAUACUCAACGCGCAGUUCCCUUUGUUUUAAACUUAUGUAAUCCCCAAAAUAAUGUUUUCAUCUGUUCUUUAGAAUGUUUAGUCAGAACUAGGCUAGGCAGAACCUCAUUUCGUGAAGUUGUGUAUUUUAUUUUAUAUAGAUUUGUAUUAAAUUCAUAUCUACGAAACAAUGAAUAAAUACUGUGUGUGUGUGUGUUUUUUUGAUAGAUUUUUUUUUCGUGAAGCCA